Messenger RNA from Salvia splendens (bonfire salvia), 1017 nucleotides. Its product is annotated as ethylene-responsive transcription factor ERN1. NCBI's taxonomy places the organism in Eukaryota, Viridiplantae, Streptophyta, Magnoliopsida, Lamiales, Lamiaceae. The coding region runs from base 1 to 1017 and encodes 338 amino acids. Gene Ontology annotation, molecular function: DNA-binding transcription factor activity; DNA binding. The record is from RefSeq and is a predicted model, not a curated record. The transcript has a single exon. Gene Ontology annotation, biological process: regulation of DNA-templated transcription.
AUGGCAAGCAAAAGAAAGGCAAUCGAGUAUGAAACUGCCAGCACUGAUGGCGGAGAUGUCACGGCGGCGCUCAGGGGCGUCCAGAGAGCCGGCAAGCGGUUCAUAGGGGUCCGACAGCGACCGUCAGGGCGGUGGGUGGCGGAGAUCAAGGAUACCAUACAAAAGAUACGAGUAUGGCUAGGCACGUUCGAUACUGCGGAGGAGGCUGCCAAGGCCUACGAUGAGGCAGCCCGCCUCCUCCGCGGGGCCAACACUCGGACUAAUUUUUGGCCCACUUGUCCAAAUUCUUCGUCUUCUUCUGCGGCUCUCCCUUCAAGGAUCACCAACCUUCUACACAGCAGGCUUCAGGCAAGAAACAGUUCCUUAGCAACAAAUAACAAUUUUGAACCUUAUUCAUCUCCCUGUACCGAUCAAAAUCAGAAAAAUCAGCUGCUGGACAUGGCAGCUGCUGAUUUUCCUUAUUUUAGUUACGAGGAGUUCGCCCUGGAAAAGUUUUCCAGAGCGAUUAGUGGUGACGAGUGCCCGGUUCUAGAAACAAGUGAGAGCCACAAAGUGCAAACUAGCACCAUGAAUUUGAUCCAGGAAUCCAGUGAAAACACUGGAACCUUGGACUUUGAGUUCGUGGAUGAAACCGGGUGGUCGAGUGGGUAUUCAGCUUUCGAGAUUGCCGAAGAGAUGGCAAAGAGGACGGAGGUGGAGGUGGAGGUGGAGGCGGAGGAGAUGAGUGAGGACAUGAAAAGGAUGAACUACGAGAGGAAGUUUUCAGCAUCUCUAUAUGCCUUCACUGGGAUUACGGAGUGCCUCAAAUUGAAGCCAUCUCUCGACGACUCCGAGCAGCCCUCAAGGCUCCGGAAUACUUGUAAAUCCAAGGCAGAAGAUAUGGUGAGCAACAGCAAAUGCAUGUCCGAUCUUGAUGAUGGAGACUGGGCUUCAAUCAAUCUCCCUCCUUUGUGUUUCAUCAACUAUUAUCAACACCAAUUUGACGCAUACACAUCGAUUUGGGACACCCUUCACUAG